This is a messenger RNA of Macadamia integrifolia, 693 nucleotides long. RefSeq lists its product as uncharacterized. The record is from RefSeq and is a predicted model, not a curated record. Gene Ontology annotation, molecular function: calcium ion binding. NCBI's taxonomy places the organism in Eukaryota, Viridiplantae, Streptophyta, Magnoliopsida, Proteales, Proteaceae. The transcript has a single exon. The coding region runs from base 1 to 693 and encodes 230 amino acids.
AUGGAAGAGAUACGUGAGGCUGCCUUAGCUUAUUAUGAAGCUGGUACAGAUGAGCUUAAGCAGACGGCUGUAGCAAUGUUUAGGAGCAUGGAUGUGGAUGGAAAUGGGUGGAUAAGUAUCACAGAAUUUGAGAAUUUUCUGAAAAAGAAUAGGUACAGUGUUCAUUAUGAUCGGAAAUUGUUCUUCGAAAUCGAUAGGGACCGAAACAACUUUCUUGAUUUUGAGGAAGUUAUAAUCUUCUUCUACAUGACCCAAACUAAGAAAGUAUUGUGUGACGGUUGUAGAUCCCUUAUUAAGGGCACAUAUUUCAUUUGCAGUGAUUGCUUUUGCAAAACAAACAAUAAUGGCUAUGAUCUUUGCUGCGCCUGUUACCGCAGCAAGAAAUUUGGACAAGGCCAUGGACCCUUUGUGGAUAAUUAUUCAAUUCUACUUUCAAUACGAAACCUAUUGCAACAGCAGCAGCAGGAGCAGCAGCAGCAGCAAGCACAAGUAGUGCAACAAAGAGAAGUUAGCAGCAGCCGGACAAACAAGGUGAGAUUCAUAAACUAUGGCCUGUCUGUUGGUUAUUACAGUUACCCUUUUAAAAUCUGUUCUCUGUCUCCUGGAAAAAUUGGCAAUGGAAAUUUGGAUUUUGGUCAAUUAGAUUGUAAUUAUGAGAUCACGGUGGUUGUGUCCACCUCAUUUUAUUGUUGA